GUUAGUGCAGCUGUGUCCAUUAACCACCAGGCAGUGGAGGCCUGAUGCCAGGCAAUUUCGCCUUAUUACCUCCAACGACCACGACAGCUGCUACUGCUUCAUAGACGUGGCUGACAUGGAGGGAGUUAUGCCUAUGACGACCUUGCAGCGAAUUGCACAAGCGAUUCACAAACUACCCACCCUAAACAGCGAUGAAGUCCCAGCGGAAGAUUCGUGCCCGAUAUGUCUCAUGUCUUUCUCGAGCAUUUGCAGUGGAUCAUUGCAGAACGAAGGAACUUUGGAUAUCUGUGGACGUACUGUCCAGUUGCGUGGCGUAACGAAGCUUGAAGGUUGCGGGCAUGUGUUUUGCCGAGUAGACCUGAUAGAAUGGAUUCGUGGACGACACGGAACGUGUCCUGCCUGUAGACACACCUUCUUAGAUGUCAAACCGCUUUCUGAGUCCGACUACGGAUCAUCCGACGGAGAUUAUGUCCCAGGCGAAGAAGAUGAAGAGGACGAUGAAGAUGGUUUUCUCGACUACGAGGCUUUCACAGAGGAAGAGGAAAUGGACGCUUUCGAGGACUUCCACUUCCACUCUCGUUAUUUCCACGCCGAGGAUGAAGACGGUGGCGGUCCCGGUACAGUGUUACCUCGUUACCUGAGCCCUGAUCCCGGCGGCGUUGGGCAUUCUGAACAUUUGGGGUUGGGGGAUGCCGAUGCCGAGGAUAUUGAAAUUGACAUGGAUGGAGUGGAUGAAUGGGCAGAUCAUGAAGAUGAAAGCCUGGAGAAUUGGGGAUUGAGUGACGGGUAUGGGUCAGAAAGUCUGUCUGAGGGAGACAUCAGCAUGCCGGUGGCGGAUCAAUCGUCAGGGUUGGACGCUGCGGUCAUUUACUCUGGAGAUAACCGGGUCUCUCCUCCAGAGGCCAGCGGUAGUCAAGGCCAACCCAAAUGAUAGCGCAGGACAUUUUCCAUCGAGGGGCUUUUUUAUUUUGGCUAUGUUCAUGAGCAUUCUAUAUAUUUGUAUAAGUAACUUUAUUACACUUGUAUCACUCCUAUCAGGAUCCCCGCCUUAUAGUAUGUAUUCGUUCACCUCAAUUUAUCAAAGUGAAAUGUCCUUCAAUAUUCCAGCGACUGCUUUCCCUUCCUUGGUAUCUUUCCAUACGCCAGUAAACUUACCGCUCCAUUUCGUUCCCUUCCCACCCCCCUUGACACCCACGUUAGCUCUAAUUGUAUCUCCUGCUUCCUUGACCUUCUUCUCGUCGUUUC
Somion occarium is the source of this 1245-nucleotide messenger RNA. Lineage: Eukaryota; Fungi; Basidiomycota; Agaricomycetes; Polyporales; Cerrenaceae. The record is from the annotation of a GenBank genome assembly.